AUGGAUUGCCUUGAUGGAUCCCCCGGGGACUUCAGGAACUUCAAGAAGGAUGACUUUGAGGCAGACUGGAUUAAAGUGGCAGAAAGCAGAUUUGGUCAGGUGUACCAGGUCAAACUCAAGAUGUGGCGGCUACAGUGUGCAUUGAAAAGCUUUGACACAACACUGUGUGCAGACAACUUUUACAGGAGAACAAUAGAGGAGGCAUCGAACGUUGCCAGAGUGAAAUUCAAGUACAUCCUGCCCAUCUACGGACUGUGCAGCGAAGCGACAGCCGUGGUGAUGGAGUACAUGAGUAAUGGGUCGCUGAACAAUCUCCUUUCAAGUCACACCUUGAUGUGGCCAAAGAAGUUCCAGAUGAUUCAUGAAACAUCUAUGGGCAUGAAUUUCCUCCACAGCAUGAAACCUCCAAUCCUCCACCUCAACCUCAAGACAUCCAAUAUCCUGCUUGAUGAUCAUCUGCAUGUCAAGAUUUCAGAUUUUGGUUUAAUCCACUGGAAGGAGGGCAUGAGCAAGAAGUUGUUCAUGGAGAAUUUGACAGCGAGAGGGAACAUAAGUUACAUUCCUCCAGAGACCUUCACUCAGAGCGCUGAUCCUCCAGGAACUGAAUUUGAUGUUUACAGCUUUGGAAUCGUGAUCUGGGAGAUUCUGACACAGCAGAAACCAUACACAGGGUGGAGUAUGACCACGGUGCUGUUACAAGUGUCGGAUGGCAAGAGACCCUCUCUGGAGCUGGUACCUGAACCAAGACCUCCUGAGUGUGAUCAGAUGAUCCGCAUCAUGGCACUGUGCUGGAAGCAGGACCCCAGGAGCCGACCACACUUCUCAGACACAGUGAGGAGAACUGAGGCUCUGAGUGAAGUCCUGAAGAUCCCUGGACCGAUAACAGUUUCAAAUAGUGACAGCAGACUGAAAUCAGAUUAUCCAUGGCUGCUUUCACCGAUAAAUAAGAUUGCUUUGCCUGUGCUGGCUGACCUUCCCUCAGAUGACCAACAUGCUGAGAGCAAAAUUCUCUCUCUGCUCACCAAAAAGGAUUUUGGCAGUUUCAGACAGUCUGUCAGUAGAGAACACAUACACGCACAGUUUUCUGAGGAUAAAAGUCUCCUCCACUACACGGUGGCCAGCGGGGAUGCAGAGAGUGUGGAGCAUGUGCUAAAUCUAGGUGCUGAAGUCAACUGCACUACUGUCAGAGGAUACACUCCUCUUAUUGUUGCUGUUCUGCAAAGGUUUCAUGACAUCAUCUCUUUGUUGCUGGACCACGGUGCAACUGCAGACCUUGGAGAUGAGGACCAGUGGACUGCGCUCCACUUUGCUGCUCAGAGUGGCGAUGACAGGGCGGUCCGCCUCCUCUUGGAUAAAGGAGCUGCGGCGGAUGCCCGGGAAAAAGCUGGUUGGAUGCCCCUCCACCUGGCCUGCCAGAACGGCCAUGAAACAGUGGUGCGCCUGCUGCUUUCACGGCUGUCGGAGGAAGCAGUUGGAGAACGGGAAGCACAUGGGAGGACGCCGCUCCAUCUUGCCUCCGCCUACGGACAUCUGAGCAUUGCCAAGCUCCUCCUCUACCAGGGAGCAGAUCCCAAUGCUUCAGACUGCUCUCUGUCCACCGCUCUGCACUUAGCAGCCGCUGAGGGCCAGAACAGGUUAGUCCGACAGUUACUGAAGAGCGGAGUAAAUCCUGAUGGUGCAGAUAGCAGAGGAUUCACCCCGCUCCACCUGGCUGCUCAGAGAGGCCACACGGGCAUAUGCAGGCAGCUGUUGUCAAACGGGGCCAGCACAGACGCCAUGACCCUGCAAGGCUGGACUCCCAUACACCUGGCGGCCCUGAGGGGACAUGAAGCCACGGUGGUCCAGCUGGAAAGUCAGGGUGCUAAUGUGAAUGCUAGAGGUGAGAAUGAAUGGACCCCGCUCCACCUGGCCUGCCACCAGAGUAAGCCUGAGGUGGUGGCAAAGCUCCUGGCAGCCAGAGCAGACCCUAAUGUGGAGGACAGUGAGGGAUGGAUGCCUUUACACAUAGCAUGUACCAGCAUGAGUUUCCAAAGUGUCCUUUAUUUAAUAUCACAUCAUGCAGAUGUGAAUGCUCUAAACUCAGGGAAGGCCUCACCUUUACACCUGGCUGCUCAGCAUGGCAGUGCUCCUAUCAUUAAGGCUCUGCUGCUGAAUGGAGCAGACCAGACUCUGCAGGACGCUUCAGGAUCCACAGCUCUGGAUGUGGCCAAAAGAAGUGAGAAAUGGGAUGUAGUGAAGUUACUGACAUAG
Molecule: messenger RNA, 2250 nt
Organism: Cheilinus undulatus (humphead wrasse)
Lineage: Eukaryota; Metazoa; Chordata; Actinopteri; Labriformes; Labridae
Gene: ankk1
Product: ankyrin repeat and kinase domain containing 1
Exons: 9
Coding region: 1-2250 (749 amino acids)
Biological process (GO): protein phosphorylation; regulation of cell cycle process
Cellular component (GO): cytoplasm
Molecular function (GO): protein binding; protein kinase activity; ATP binding
Source: RefSeq, a predicted model, not a curated record